AGAGGAUAUUGUAGAGACCUUCACGGCCAUUUUUCCAAACUUGCAGCGAAAGCACUUUAGCCUUCAACUACUCAGGUAAAAAUGGCUUCUUUUCACGAUGCACAAGGAUUCCGGGGUAACCAAGGUGAAGAGGAAGAUGUUGACAUGGUAUCCGUGGAGCCUAUCGCGAUGAUAGUGCCGUCGGAGUUGCAGGAUUCGCCCAGAACUACCGCGCCGGAGAGUAGCGCCAGUUCAAGCGUGGGCGGUGGUCCUGAGAGCCACCAGCCUUCAACUUCCAAUGAUUCGCCCACGGAAGAGAUACCUAGUGAGGCGGAGGGCGUGGAGGAGGUUGGUUGCAGCGCACCGACGACAAGUGCAGCAGCGGAGGUGGUAGUGUUCGAAGGGUGGGAGAGUAAAGUUCUCAGUGGAAGGCUGGACAACCUUCGCAAGGCUCCCAAAACCCUGCCGGCCGGCUUCAAAUUCAGGGCGGUGCUUCACCACGAGGUCGCAGAUGGCGCAGCCACGGUGAAGGGGUAUAAGAAGCUAGAGGAGAUGGUGAGGAGAUUCCAGAUCCCCAGGACCAUCCUGAUCCGAGCUGGGACACCAAAUGAACGGGCGUGUUCAGUGUCACGGACGGGCUGGGUGCCACUAUACGUAGACCAUUUUGACGCCGGUCUACGUUUUCCUUUGCCCGGACUAAUUUUUGAUGUCCUGGCAGAGUACGAGCUGGCCCUUUCGCAACUUACUCCCAACAACAUAAAGUUCAUCGUGGGCUUUAUGUUGUUGUGUGAAAGGCUGGGGAUACCUGCGAAGGCGGUGGUCUUCAGGUCGCUUUUCCUCUGCCGUUUGUGCCCAUCCAGAAGUGGGACGAGGUGGUAUUACGUUUCGGGCAGGGAGAAGAUGCUGAUCUUCACUAACAUCAGAAACAAGGUAGCAAGGUGGAAAAGACAGUUCGUGUUCGUGCGGGACACGCGGACUGACAGGAUGAACAACGAGCUCGCGGCCCGUCUGUCAGAGUGGCGUACGCCGAACACAUAUAUGAACUAUCCCCAGCUAACCAGUGGUGAUGUCGACCUGAAGAACCAGCUGCUCGACUAUGUGGCGGCGAGGGGGCUGGUGGAUUUAGAAACCUUGGUUACCCCGGAGCAGAUCGCCAUUCAUGGAUUUGUUGACGUGGCAAAUCUACACUCUCAAGGAGUCAUGAGCAGCAUCCUUGAGCGACAACGUCAGCGAGCUCAAGGCUCAAGGGGCCGGGGCGCUGGGUCUAGUUCCCAGCGCCAAUCCCGCUUUGAUGAGCGGCCAACUGCUGCACCGGGGCGCAGCUCCCAGCAUAAGGGUUCCAGCUCGUCACAUAGGUCGCGUGACGAGCAGAGGAAGGAGCCUGCGCCUUCCCUCCCCAGAAGGCGCACGAGGGAAGAGUCUGACGCGGAGGAUGACGUCCCUCUCAUCCGACGGAGGACAAAUGCUGGCUCGCAGCCUGCUCCAACCGUCACUGCGCGACCUGUUAGCGUGCCCCCAGCAUCUGCCCGGGAGGUUACUGAGGCCUCACCGAUCUCGACGUCUGUGGGGGGCCCAAGGAUCGCAUACCCGGACGGCUUCAGUUACGCCUGGACUGAGUGUCAGACCGCUAUGCUGCAGGGUAUGCAGAAUUUUGUGCCCCCUGCAGACCGGCUGCGUGCAAAGGGGCACGUCCAGCAGCAUGGAGGACAUGCUGCGCUAAUAAAGCUGAUGGAUGCGUUCAGCUACAAUGUCGCACUCUUCGAGUGCGAGCAGGGAGCCAGGGCGCAGAACAACGACCUGCAGCACAACUGCAAGCAGCUGGCGUCUGAGAAGGCCAGCCUGGCUGACGAGGUCAACCGCCUGCAGAGCUCGGAGAUGGCCAACCGAGCGGCGUCAGCUGAAAGCCGAGCUGACGAGCUGGCUCGCAAGGUCACUAAGCUGAGAGAGGAGCUCGACAGAGUUCGGGCUGAGAAGGAGAGCGGCAUUCGAGCUGCUAAGGAUGAGGCCCGCCGUGCUGAGGACCGCGCCAAAAAGGCAGAGGCUGACAGAGAGAGAACUCUGCAUGAGCUGAGCGGCCUGAGGGAGAGGGCCUCACUGGCAGAUCAGCACGUCGCCCAGGCUGAGGCGUCCUUGGAGAGGACUAAAAGAUUCCACCAGCGUGACGUCUGCUUUGCCCCGGCACAGGGGGCUGAGUGGCUGGUCGGGGCAGAGAUGUUCCAGGACGCCGUAGCUGUGGCUGCAGCCAACACCACCACUGACAUCUUCAAUGAAGUUCGUGGGAAGGUGUUGGGAGUCCGGGCAGACUUCCCCAUUGGCGAGCUGGCCUUCUUCGAGGGCGAGGAGAUCGAUGCUGACGGGAAGAGCCUCGCCCCGCCAGUUGACACCAGGGUAAAACUGAAAUGGGAGCUCAACGAGGAGGGGCUGCCCGUUUGGCCCCCUACUGUUGUUGAGGAGGGAGAGGACGCGGAGAGGUUGCCAAGCUUCGAUGCUUGGGUGGCAGACCCCCCUGACGUGCGUGCUGAGCCCUCCAGCACCCCUUCUUCUGCUCCGCCUCAGCCCGUCCCGGCCGCUGUCCCAGCUCCAGCUGUUGUCUCUCCAGUUCGGUCUCCUGCUCACUCUUCCCCAGAUCGGUCAUCUCUAGCUCGAUCUGCUGCUACGCCAAACGACGCAUCCAUCCCCGUCGACCUGACGGAUGAGUAGUUUAGGAUCUUUUGUUUUGCUUUUUGUAUUUCUUUUUGCCUUUUAUGUUAAUCAAACACUUGUACAAGAAUAUUCAUGAAAUACAACUCCAGUAUUUGU
Rubroshorea leprosula is the source of this 2778-nucleotide messenger RNA. NCBI's taxonomy places the organism in Eukaryota, Viridiplantae, Streptophyta, Magnoliopsida, Malvales, Dipterocarpaceae. The record is from the annotation of a GenBank genome assembly.